AUGUUCGUUGUGUGGGAAGUGUUUCUCCCAAAAAAAAACAAACUGACUUUACAUGAGAAGUCUCACACGGGGGAAAAGCCCUAUUCGUGUUCGAUGUGCGGGAAAUGUUUCACCCGAAGAAAUAAACUUGUAUUACAUGAGAAAACUCACAUUGGUGAGAAGACCUGUUCCUGUUCCGAAUGCGGGGAAUGUUUCUCCCAAAGAAGCAAACUGAUUUUGCACGAGAGAAUUCACACGGGGGAGAGGCCCUACUCGUGUUCGGAAUGCGGGAAAUAUUUUAGCCACAAAGCCAGCCUUUUUGUGCAUAAGAGGACUCACACGGGGGAGAAGCCCUAUUCCUGUUCCUUGUGCGGGAAGUGUUUUUCCCAAAGAAACAAACUUAUUUUGCACGAGAGGACGCACACGGGGGAAAAGUCGUAUUCAUGUUCGACGUGCGGGAAGUGUUUCUCCCGAAGAAGUAAACUUGCAUUACACGAGAAAACGCACGAAGGGGAGAAGCCCCAUUCAUGUUCCGAAUGCGGGAAAUGUUUCUCCCAAAGAAGCAAACUGAUUUUACACGAGAGAUCUCACGCGGGGUUAAAGCCGUAUACGUGUUCAGAUUGCGGGAAAUGUUUCUCUCGGAAUUCAGCCCUUACCGAUCACAAACGGAUUCACACGGGGGAAAAGCCAUAUUCAUGUUCGGAGUGCGGGAGGUGUUUUGCUCGGAAGGACAACCUCAUCUCACAUCAGAGAAUACACACCGGCGUGAAGCCGUUUUCAUGCUCCGAAUGUGGCAGAUGUUUUGGCCAUAAAGCCAGUCUUUUUAUGCACAAGAGGACUCACACCGGAGAGAAACCCUAUUCGUGCUCAGAGUGCGGGAAGUGUUUCACACGGAGGGCCUAUGUUAUUGUACAUCAGAGAACUCAUAUCGCAAAUAGCCACACAUCAAAUAAGUCGCAGUGA
Messenger RNA from Staurois parvus, 942 nucleotides. Lineage: Eukaryota; Metazoa; Chordata; Amphibia; Anura; Ranidae. The record is from the annotation of a GenBank genome assembly.